Molecule: messenger RNA, 287 nt
Organism: Meleagris gallopavo (turkey)
Lineage: Eukaryota; Metazoa; Chordata; Aves; Galliformes; Phasianidae
Source: RefSeq, a predicted model, not a curated record
CGCAGCGUUCCCCCGCCGUCGGGCGGCGCAGGUGGCGGCGCAGCAGCAGGAGUCGGCCACGACGCAGAAGGCGGAGCGCGAGGUGUCGCGGAUGGUGGUGGUGAUGGUGGGCUCCUUCUGCCUGUGCUACGUGCCCUACGCCGCCCUGGCCAUGUACAUGGUCAACAACCGCGACCACGGCCUCGACCUGCGCCUCGUCACCAUCCCCGCCUUCUUCUCCAAGAGCGCCUGCGUCUACAACCCCAUCAUCUACUGCUUCAUGAACAAGCAGGUGGGCGGCGGGCAAC